AUGCUCGUCCAGGUUGACUUCGGGAUGACCACCGGUUACGUGUUCCGACGGGUAUCUUGUUGGAUAGGUGUUUCGGGAUACACAGGCAAAGUCCGUACGGCCCAGUACUGCCCUGCAUAUGGCACGGCCGUUCCUCGGGAAGGUCUAAGGGUCGGUUGA
Pyrenophora tritici-repentis Pt-1C-BFP is the source of this 159-nucleotide messenger RNA. NCBI's taxonomy places the organism in Eukaryota, Fungi, Ascomycota, Dothideomycetes, Pleosporales, Pleosporaceae. The record is from RefSeq and is a predicted model, not a curated record.